Nicrophorus vespilloides is the source of this 1147-nucleotide messenger RNA. RefSeq lists its product as uncharacterized. The record is from RefSeq and is a predicted model, not a curated record. NCBI's taxonomy places the organism in Eukaryota, Metazoa, Arthropoda, Insecta, Coleoptera, Silphidae. The coding region runs from base 797 to 1144 and encodes 115 amino acids. The transcript has 2 exons.
AGCCCCUUUCCGAGCAGGAGCGUGGCGAUCAGCAUUAGGAUGACGUUCAGGAAUGUCACGGAGACCAAGACGCCUAUGGAACGAACAGGUGAGCGUCAUUUCGAUGCGCUUUUGUCAGUCAAUCAGUUUGUUUGUUUAUUGCGAGUGGCAUUUCGUCAGUUCGUUUGUUUGUUUGUUGGAGGUGGUGCCUCUCGAAAUUGUCGAUCGUGAUGUUAAGGUAUGUUGCAUGCAAUACCUGUAUUGUUUUUGCUCAUCUCGACGUUGAAGGAGACGAGCAGCGAUCCGAUCGUCCACAUUAUCGCGCUCAGAGCGUUGUACUCCUCGGAGCGGCGUCCUUCGCUGCUGCCGUCGCCGUACAUCGAGCUCGGAUCCUUCACCAAAACGCAACUUACUGAACUCAUUUUUGAUUGAUUCCGUUCUCUUUGUUUUUCUUUUCUUUUAUAAUUUUGCCCGAUUCACGACGACGACGACGACGACGACGAUGGCCACGAAGGAUAGGGAAGGGAAGGAAAAAGGGGACACACUAAACCGGAAACGUUUUGGACGUCAAAAAAAUACAAACAUUUGAAGCGACGCGCCAUUCCAAGGCCAUGUUGAAUUACGUUUUCUUCAAGAGCUGCCACCAUCGGAGCAGGUGGAUAGCAAACGUUUGCAGGUGGAAUGUUUUCAACAUAUCUGCAACUUAUGCGGCCAUCCUUGGUGUCCUAGGAGUGGUAGGAGCGCAUAUUACUAUAUAAUUGCGUUGAUGUUUCUGAAUUAAUUGCAGAUUCUAAGCCUGUACCAGAUAAUUCAGAUCAUGGUGUGCGGACCGAAGCUGCCGUGCAACCUGCUGACCACGCUGAAAUCUACGAGACUCAUCGGCAGCGGUACGGAGCGCGACCUGAGACUCAUCAGCCUGGUGCUUUCGAUGGAGUAUUACAUGCUGCUGGUCGUCGGGACGGUGCUGAGAAACGGUGUCUUCUUCCUGCCGUGGUUGAUCUUCUACUCGAUCGUCAUUUGCCUGGAGUUCCUGCUGUUCGUGUCGCGCUCCUGCUCGGACGGCAUCAUCAUCAGAAAGCAGUCGGCCGUACUCGCCAUCUUCGUCGUCUACAAUUGGCUGGCAAUCUUCUGCGCCUUUCUCCAUAUCAACGGCGGCCACUGUUGAAUU